AAAAAUAUAACAAAAAAAUCAUUCAUUGUUUUUUAAAUUUUCACGUACGUGUAUCGGCAUUAGACAAAAAGGCGGAAUUAGAAAAUUGAAAGUGUUUUAUUCUUUUGCAUGUGUGUGUGUGUGUAUAUAUUCGUGUAAGUCUUGCACGAAGGCAGUGAGAGGAAGACGAGGAGCGCAUCUGUAUGUAUGAAUGUAUGUACAGAAUUGUAUGUUCAUUCAUCUAUCUAUGUACAUACGGACUUGAUAAAUGAAAAUUCGCCAAAGAAACUGAAAAGCAGAAGCAACGGGCAACGGCGACGACCUGACAAAAGUAAAUCGAAAAUAUUCUACGCAUCUCGCUGAAAGAGAGCAAGACGACGGACGACAGUGUGAGAGUGGAAGAGACAAAAAGCUCGGAAAUUCAACAGUAAACAGCAAGCAUCUAUCACUAUAACAUCACACCACAGGCGAAAAUUCGAAAUCAGCUGUGCGAAAGAGAGUCUUGAAAAUUAUUAUAAAACUGUGCUGUAUGUGUGCUGCUCUCCCCUACACUCCCCUCCCAUAACGUGCAUGUGGACGGACAAUUGAUAUUGAUAUUGUGUAAAACAAACGACUACGAGAAGAGAGGCAAACAGCAAAAAGCCAACGGAUUUGGUAACGUUAGAAGUUGCUGCCGCUUGCAUUUGCUUUGCGAAUCGAAAACAAACACAAGACGCUGCCUUUGAUUGAAAUCGAGAUUAUUGACGCCUCUUCUCUCCUGUAAUGGCUCUGCUUCGUGUCUUGAGCGCCCAACGUUCAACAGUAUAUUUGGUUUAUUGUCGCAAUAGUGUUAAUAAAAGCAACUUGGCAGCGGCUACUGCUGUUGCCAACUGCAGGCGAGACCAGCGUAGACAACACUCAGGAAAGGCCGCAAGCUGUGCCAGCAAUAGCAUCAGCGAUGAGGAAUAUGCUCUGCUUAGCGCAUUAGACGCCUUGCCACAGCGGCAACAUCAACAUCAUCAACAUCAUCAUCAUCAGCAGCAGCGCAAGCAGCUGCUACAAAUCCUCGCAGCCGGCCAUGGCACUGUACGAGGUGUGCAUUCGAUGCCGCGCCAGCAGCAGGCUCAGCUGGCGGCCGCCGAGCUCGCCGUCGAGGACAAGCAACGCGUACACUUGGAGCCGGCCAAACCCAAUCCGGCUGGCACACCGCAGCGUGAUCCGUUAGAUGUCAGCUUCAACGAUCCCAUAGCGGCGUUCAAAAGCAAGACCACGUGGGAGCUGCUGCGUGCCUAUCUUGUUUAUAUGAUCUGUUCCAGUGAGAAAUUGGUUGAGCACAAUAUGCAGCUUUUGAAAUUGGCCCGCUCCUUGCUUGGGGGCAAACUGUUUGUGAUGCUGAUGAAGUCCAGUUUCUAUGGACACUUUGUGGCCGGCGAGAAUCGUCAUACGAUUGUGCCCACGCUUGAGAGACUUCGCUCGUUUGGCGUCAAGCCCAUUCUUGACUACUCCGUGGAGGAGGACAUCAGCCAAGAGGAGGCCGAGAAGCGUGAGGUUGAAGCUUCAGUUUCAAGCGCGGGCGAUAGUGUAAAAGACGAGGGCUCCAUGCCGCAGUAUCAUGUCGAUAAAUCCUUCGCUGAUCGUCGCUACAAAGUCAGCAGUGCUCGCACCUAUUUCUAUCUAAAUGAGGCCACCUGUGAGCGCAACAUGGAAACGUUCAUCAAGUGUCUUGAGGCUGUUUCGGCUGACGAUGCCAAGGAGCCGCGAGCUCUGCAAUUGGGUGGCGCCACCUUUGGCACUGGCAUCACAGCCAUUAAAUUGACCGCAUUGGGCCGUCCACAGCUGUUGCUGCAAUUAUCUGAGGUUAUUAUGCGCACACGAAAAUACAUGGAGGAUCUUGUGGGUGGUCAGGGCAAUGUGUUGACCCAUCAUAAGACGAUCAAGGAUCUCGAGAAGUAUUAUGCCACCGUUGGUGACAACAAGGAUGUCCAGCAUUUCUUAAAGAACGUCACAUCGGAUAAGGAGGGCAUAUUGCAUCUGUUCCCCUGGUCGGGCAUUGUGGAUGAGGACUCACAGCUGAGCGAUACAUUCCGUGUGCCCGAUCCAAAGACAGGUCAGAUGCGUCGACUGAUCUCACAAAUACCGCCCAAAGAAGAGGAAAUGUUUAGGAAUAUGAUUCGUCGCUUAAACACAAUUGUAAAGACUGCUGCUGAUCUGGAUGUGCGCAUUAUGAUUGAUGCCGAGCAGACCUAUUUCCAGCCAGCCAUAUCGCGCAUAACGCUGGAAAUGAUGCGCAAGUAUAAUAAAGACAAGGCCAUAGUAUUCAAUACCUAUCAGUGCUAUUUGCGCGAGUCCUUCCGUGAGGUGGGCACCGAUUUGGAGCAAGCGAAGCGUCAGAACUUCUACUUCGGCGCCAAACUGGUGCGCGGCGCUUACAUGGAACAGGAGCGUGCACGCGCCCAGGCAUUGGGCUAUCCAGAUCCCGUCAACCCCAACUAUGAAGCCACCACAGAUAUGUACCACAAGACACUCGCCGAGUGCCUGCGUCGCAUUAAGGUGCUGAAGGAUUGUGGUGACGAUGCCAAAAAGAUUGGCAUUAUGGUUGCAUCGCACAACGAGGAUACAGUGCGCUUUGCCAUUGAGAAAAUGAAGGAGAUUGGCAUCUCGCCAGAGGAUAAGGUCAUCUGCUUUGGCCAAUUGCUGGGCAUGUGUGAUUACAUCACCUUCCCACUGGGUCAGGCUGGCUAUUCCGCUUACAAGUAUAUACCGUACGGUCCAGUUGAGGAGGUGCUGCCUUAUUUGUCGCGUCGCGCGCAGGAAAAUAAGGGUGUGCUAAAGAAGAUCCAAAAGGAGAAGCGUCUGCUGCUCGCCGAGAUUCGUCGACGCCUGAUGCGUGGUCAGCUCUUCUACACGCCCAAGGGCAACUAUGUGCCCAUCUAAGUGGUCGGUCUAGUGAGUUAAAGCUGCAGGAUACAGCGAAAAGACAACACUCAAUACCAUAUAUAUUUUGACAAGUAAACAAGCAGAGAGAGACACACACCACACACACAUACAGACACACACACAUACACACCACACACACAUACAGACAGACAGACACAGUUGCUCCGUAUUGCGUAUUAAGCGCAUUGAUCAUAAACAGAGAUUCAAUUCUUUAUGAUGUUUAUUUAUAUUUCUUGUUUGUUUGUUAUAUUCUAAAUGUUUUAACGCCUGGAGGGGUCUACCAUAUGUAUAUGCAUAUAUACAAAAAUAGUGUUUUUUUUUUUUUUUUAAAUUUAGGAAGCAAAGAACCAUUAAGUAAUU
Drosophila busckii is the source of this 3255-nucleotide messenger RNA. RefSeq names its product proline dehydrogenase 1, mitochondrial (gene slgA). Lineage: Eukaryota; Metazoa; Arthropoda; Insecta; Diptera; Drosophilidae. The coding region runs from base 742 to 2892 and encodes 716 amino acids. The record is from RefSeq and is a predicted model, not a curated record. Gene Ontology annotation, molecular function: proline dehydrogenase activity; FAD binding. Gene Ontology annotation, cellular component: mitochondrion. The transcript is spliced from 13 exons.